Solenopsis invicta (red fire ant) is the source of this 2098-nucleotide messenger RNA. RefSeq lists its product as uncharacterized. The record is from RefSeq and is a predicted model, not a curated record. The coding region runs from base 274 to 1935 and encodes 553 amino acids. The transcript is spliced from 8 exons. NCBI's taxonomy places the organism in Eukaryota, Metazoa, Arthropoda, Insecta, Hymenoptera, Formicidae.
CAAAAUGGAACCGCAAAAUCGUGCACAUAACGAUAGAGAUCGUUAGGACAUAACUACACGUAGUACAUUGGCUACGUAGUUCAUGUGCACAUUUUGUGCACAUAGAGGAGCUAGUGGACGGAAACACCUCAGACUCCGGUAUCAGAGAAAAGAGCUACAUUGUAUACAAACAUUGUAACAAAGUAUUGUUGAUAACUGUGUAUAGAUUAAACCUGCUUGAUAGCACAAAUAAAUACUACUGACAAAACGGGCUAAUCAAUUUAUGUAUGCAUAAUGAAUAAAUUAAAAGAAACUCAAAUUAUAAGUACUCAAAUUAGUUCAUCGUUUCACAAAAAUGUGUCUCUGCUCACAAAAAUCAUAUUGCCAUCAGUUGAGUUUCAACGACUCUUUAAAAAGGGUAUGUUUGACAAGCCUAAUAUGACGGGUUUCCUACACGUAUCGCAUUACUUGUCAACGAUAUAUGACGCAAAACUGUUUAAGCAAAUGGUCAGGUGGCCGAUCUUAUGCAGAAGAGACGAAGUUACUUACCGGAUUGAAAUAAAAAACUUUUUAUGUCUCUUAUCGCGCGACAAUCCUGAUCUUAAUUUCCCAACAAUACUGAUGUCUUAUUUGAUCCAAUCGGCAGGAAUCAAGUUCCAAAUUAUCAUGUGGAAGUUAUCGCAACUCGCUCUCAGGGCUUACAUCCAGAGGGAACUUCAAACAGAAUUAUUGAACGCGCCGUGUGCAGGCCCAGCACAGGAUUUAACAAUAGCAUACUUCAAUAAUACAAUCGUGCAAAAAUGCAACGUCAUAUUGAAAACGUGUAAAAAAACGGAGAAAAUACUGGAUGCAACAAAAAUUUUUUUUAACGGCGAAAUGAAGGCAUUGAAUGCGUACAAAUCGGAAAUUUUUGAUAGAAAAGAAAAUAUAAAAACGCUAGUUCUCGAUCUACCAGCUUAUUCAUUACUUCAAAAACGACUGAUAGAUGUCGAAGAUUUCGAUAUAAUAAGCAUAUGGAAAAGAAGCAUUUUUAAGAGAGUCCAAUAUAUUCAGAAAAAAAACAAAGAGUUAAAUAAAUUAGAGGAAUCCUGCGAUUGUUUGUGCAAACUUGUUUUAAGGAUAAAUUUGAAUUCUGGAACUCUCAGCGCAAAUAAAUUUCCUAAAAUUUAUUGCAAUAAUUAUUAUUUAAUAUAUAUGCAAUCUGAGACACAGAACUUAAUACGCAAUUUAUAUGCGAAUGACUCCGUCGUGUUCUCUACUUUGUUGUCGCUGCUGGAUUUGACAUUUAAGCAAAUAUAUCGUAAAAACGUUACCGAUCUCCCCGAUCUGUCACAGUGUCUACCGUUCGUUCAGAACGCUUGCAAAAAGAUGAAAUCACUGCAAAUAUUGUUCAAUGCACUGAACGUGAGAAUUAGCAGUAUGUACAGAAAUGAGCAAUAUGUGUCUCGAGAAAUGGAAAAUGUUUACAUCAAUUUUGACGCAAGCAAAGUAUCAAUUGUAAGCCGCAACAUCUCACUACAAUCUCCGAAAAUUAGUUUUAUUCUUAAUCAACACACAAACAAUGAUCUUUUCUAUGAGAGAUUAUCUUCAUCUCCAAUAGAAGGGAAAUACAAACAUUUGUUUAAAAGAUACAAACGUGAAUAUCGUCCAUUAUGUGAGUUGCCUACACUCUUGUUAGACUUUAGUAAUUCUUGGAAUAGCAUGAGCGGAUGGUUGUCUCCCCGCGCACACUCUGUUAAGUGUGAACAAAUCUCAUACAAGGGAAAAUCACUUUCGCCUUUGUAUUCUCGAUUGCUACGUCAUUCUAGAUUAGAUUUAAAGCGUUCUAAAGAAAGCGUGUUGCUCAACCCGAAUGCAAACUACGAAGGAUUGAAUCUAACACCAAGGAAACGUCUCUCAAGAGCGAGGCAUCUGACAACGCACAGCUGUAGUCGCAGAAUAAAAGAUGGUUUUUGAUUUUAUUGAUAACAUCCUUAUUAUACAUAUCUUUAAAUAUAAAGAAUUGACAAAAUGAUCAAAUGGACAAGCGCAGAAUUCGUGAUACUAAAUACUUUAUUGAGUAAAAGGAGAAAGAGAAAUUGUUAAAUUAAAAGCUGACAAUGCAAAUUCUUAAAGUUUA